Spirodela intermedia is the source of this 2005-nucleotide messenger RNA. The record is from the annotation of a GenBank genome assembly. NCBI's taxonomy places the organism in Eukaryota, Viridiplantae, Streptophyta, Magnoliopsida, Alismatales, Araceae.
AUGUUGACAUGGGAGCAACUGGGCGAGAUCGGAACCGCCGGCCAGCUAGUGGGCCUCGAUGCCGUUCGCCUGAUCGGGAUGAUCGUCCAGGCUGCUAACACGGCCCGCAUGCACAAGAAGAACUGCCGGCAGUUCGCUCAGCACCUGAAGCUGAUCGGGAACCUACUGGAGCAACUCAGAAUCUCGGAGCUGAAGAAAUAUCCUGAGACGCGAGAACCGCUGGAGCAGCUGGAAGACGCUCUCAGAAGGUCUUACGUGCUGGUGAACAGUUGCCAGGACCGGAGCUAUCUGUAUCUACUGGCCAUGGGGUGGAAUAUCGUUUACCAAUUUAGGAAGGCCCAGACAGAGAUCGACCGGUAUCUGAAGCUCGUCCCCCUCAUCACUCUCGUUGACAACUCCAGAGUCAAGGUGGACAUCCUUCUUUCAUUACUUUCUUCUUUCCGCAGUACAUUCUUCAGCUUCAAGACUAAAAUUUUGUUCCUAAAUUUUGAAAGUGGGUUGUAGUUUCUAAAAUGGCUCCGAUUGCUGAUGCAUACUUGUUACAGUCGUCCUUUUUCUUAAAUAUUUUCAUAUUUUCAUACUUCUUCAGGAAAGGCUGGAAUGCAUUGAAAGGGAUCAGUGUGAGUACACUUUGGACGAAGAGGACAGAAAGGUGCAAGAUGUCAUACUGAACCGUGAUCCUUCUGAUGAGGGCGCGAUGGUGCUCAAGAAGUCCCUCACUGGCUCAUACCCAAACUUGCCAUUUGAUAAGGCCCUGAAGAAAGAAAAUGAGAAACUUAAUUUAGAACUACAGAGAUCACAGGAUGUCAGUCAGUAUGAAGUCAUUCAGCAUUUGCUUGGAGUGACAGAAGCCGUGGCAAAUGCUCUGAAAGAAAGGGAUUCUCAACUCAAGAACGUGAAGAAGGUGGAUGAACAUCGCUCGAAGGAUCAGAGCAUCAAAGAACAUGAUUUUGGCCAGAGGUACAUUCUCUUCUUGAAGAUGAAUGCUGUGAUCCUGUACAGGGUUAGAACGUGAACCCCCAUCAAAUUUCUUUCAUAUUAAGUGAGGAGGAACACAUAACACAAUAGUUUAUAAUUCCUUGGCUUUAUUACUUAAAGCUAACAGAUCUUGUGCGCCAGGCUUGUUUAAUCUUGAUUUUCAAACACAAUUCCAUCGCUCUGGUUUCCCCACUGAUCCAUUGACAAGCUCAUUCGGGGUGCACCCUGUUUCGAUCUCAAUCUCAGGUGUGGUUCCUCAGUACUAUCAGGCCAUAACUCGAUCUCAGCUGUCUCACGCGGACAUGAAGAAUGGCACUUUGACUUACUGGAUUGUUGCUCCGAACCUUAUUUGUGUAAGUCAAUUAAAAAUCUGGCCUCGGCUCGGUUCUUGUUCUAAAUAUAUUCAUUCAUCGCAUUAUCUCGUAUGAUUUAAUUUCCGCGGAGCCUCUUCAAUGUACUCCGCAACCCUAUUCCAUCAUGGAAUCCGCUUGACAUCUCGCAGGCAUGAAAACGUUCUUCUGUCCCUGCGGAACUUUCUCUAAGAUAGCGUCUGUUGCCAGAAAUAGGCAAAUAUGUGAGUGUCUACUCCGAUCGCAGCCAUUAUUAAGGUAAAAUUUGCUGGUUUUACUGAUUACUGACCUGCUUGAUCGUUCAUCAGCUCCAGAGGAGACAUGCAAUGAUCUGAUGGCCUAUUCAUUGAUUCUAUCUUGCUGCUGCUAUACCUGCUGCGUUAGAAGGAAGCUUCGCAAAAUGCUGAACAUCACGGUAAUCAUAUUCUCAUCUCUUUUGUGGAAACCGUGUUAGUUAUGAUACAUCUCUGUAAUUUCCUUGUGUUUAGCUCUCAACGUCAACACGCUCUGAAAUAGUUCUCCCGUGUCGGUGGUAGGGUGGACUUUGCGAUGACUUCCUGUCCCACUUGAUCUGUUGCUGCUGCGCGCUUGUCCAAGAAUGGCGAGAGGUGGAGGCCCGUGGAAUCCAUGGGAACACGAAGACUAGCCCACCAUCCUUCCAGCGCAUGGAAUCGUAG